ACUCAAACCACCAUGUCCACCGCAGAGUCGCCAGAGUAUCUCGUCUCCGAAGCCCAGCUUGAACUCACAGAAGCUCGACGACAAAAAGCAGAGCGAACUAAAGACAUCGGCGAGCCAAUUCAACUCGCGGGCAAGGCACUUGCGUUGCAGGUCUAUAAGGGGUACGGAUGGCUUGCAGAAAACACCACUGUCGCCCGCAAAAUGGACUUAGAGACGGGAAAGACGCUCCAAAUUUACAAAGGACAUACGGGCCCAGCCACAUCGCUGGCAUUCUAUGAGAAGGAGUCGAAAGAUUAUUUGCUGACCGGCUCUUGGGAUAAGACGAUCAAAGUCUGGGACACCACAACUAAGGCCAUGGUAUCAUCAACCGAUGCGCAUUCCGAUUUCGUCAAAUGUCUCUGUGUCGUCCAGUCCCUCCACCUGUUAAUUUCUGGGAGCUCGGACAAAAUUGUGCGAUUUUGGGACUUAUCCAAAGUGGAAGCCGACACCCCAUUAACGAGCUUGGGCUCGAUUUCCUCUCACACUCGUCCCAUCGCUUGCAUCGAAGGAGUUGCACUUUCGGCGUCGACUGGGCUUCUAUAUACGGCUGACACCAUGGGCAUCAUCAGAAUAUGGGACCUCGUCAAGGAAGGCAACACUGAGCCGCGGUGGAAAGCGACGUUGAAGACGGAAUUGCAGCAUCAUCGGACCGGAAUAACCGACCUGCAACUCUCUGGCGACCGACUCUGGACAGCCUCUACUGACGAAACGGCACAACUUACUGUUGGCUCCAAGACAGCAUGCUCUAUCACGCAUCCUCUUGCUGUCCGUUGUCUUGUUUCGCUGAGUGAGCUGGACGAGCCAUAUAUUAUCACUGGCUCUGGCGAUGUUAUUCGUGUCUACGAUGUCUCCGACUUGGACAAACCCGAGCUUUUGAACGAGAUCGACGCACAUUGGCAUGACGUAACGGUGUUACAACUUUGGGCAAGAGCAACUGGGGGUGAGCCUUGGCUUAUAAGUACAAGCUUAGACGGAACUAUUCGCAAGUGGAGGGUUGCAGAUCUUCUCAAACCGCGACCUCCGGUCCCACCUCCCGAGGUCAAAAGCACCAAAGCCGAGUUGGAGUUUUCAAUGACAGAAGACGAGGAGCGGGAGCUGGCAGAGUUAAUGGACGAUUAG
Molecule: messenger RNA, 1158 nt
Organism: Mycena indigotica
Lineage: Eukaryota; Fungi; Basidiomycota; Agaricomycetes; Agaricales; Mycenaceae
Product: WD40 repeat-like protein
Exons: 8
Coding region: 13-1158 (381 amino acids)
Biological process (GO): negative regulation of transcription by RNA polymerase II
Cellular component (GO): transcription repressor complex; nucleus
Molecular function (GO): protein binding
Source: RefSeq, a predicted model, not a curated record